Closterium sp. Naga37s-1 is the source of this 924-nucleotide messenger RNA. The record is from the annotation of a GenBank genome assembly. Lineage: Eukaryota; Viridiplantae; Streptophyta; Zygnematophyceae; Desmidiales; Closteriaceae.
AUGUCGACUCGCAUGGUCCGUCGUUUACUGGAGCAGCAGCAGCGCGAGGCGGAAAGCGUGAAGCUAAAGGCGGCUUCCGGCGCUGAGCGCGCCGAGGCCGCGGAGGGGGGAGGGGGGAGAGCGGAGGAAGGGGAUAGGGAGGAAGGAGAGGAGAGGGAGGACGAGGAGGAGGAAGAGGAGGAGGAGGAGGAUGAGGUUGAUUCGAAACUGAUAGCGGCUGCGCGGAAUGCGUUCGACCUUCUAGACAUGGAUGUACCGCGGCCGCUUCUAGCGGUGGAAACCCGGCUCCUGCGAGCAGACGAUGAGCUGAAGCGCAUCUUUGGCUCCAAGGUGAUCCGGCAGGUGGAGCGGCAAGCAGGGGGAGGAGAAGGAGGCGCAGGAGGAGCAGGAGGAGCAGGAGGAGGGAUGGGUGUGAGGGGAGGUGUGCGGGGGAGGCGUGGAGGAGGAGGGGGAGGGGGAGGGAGUGUGGGGAGGAGGGCGCUGCUGGUGCAGGAGAGGGAGCACUGGCCGCCAGGGGCAGUGGCGGAGAAGGGGCUUACCAUGGAGUUUGUGUGCGAAAGGAAGGGCGCAGGCACUGCCGCCGCCCCUGCUGCUGCUGCUGCUGCUGCUGCUGCUGCUACGUCUAGUGCCGCUGCUGCUAGUGAUGCUGCAGGGGGCGUGGGUGGGGGGGUAUCUGCGGCGUUCCCUGCGCUCCCCGUGCGUGUGUUUCGCUACGUGCGGUCGGCCACGUACCGCGCGGCGCAGCACCUGUUUGAGCAGACGGUGGCAUCGCAUGACCCCAACCAGCUGGGGCUGUUCGUGGCGCACCACCCCUACCACGUGGAGGGGCUGUUGGCGCUCUCAGAGGUGUACAAGCAGGUGGGUGGGAUGAUGCGCUUGUAUGGGGUGAUGCCUUUGCGUGGGGGAGACUGUCUCAGCAGCUAG